Messenger RNA from Caenorhabditis briggsae, 1569 nucleotides. The transcript has 5 exons. Lineage: Eukaryota; Metazoa; Nematoda; Chromadorea; Rhabditida; Rhabditidae. The coding region runs from base 1 to 1569 and encodes 522 amino acids. The record is from RefSeq and is a predicted model, not a curated record. Gene Ontology annotation, molecular function: UDP-glycosyltransferase activity.
AUGUUUAGGAAUUUUGUUUUAAUUUUUCUAGCCAGCUCAACUGUAAAUUCUAUGAAUAUUCUUGUUUAUUCUCCAAUUUUUGCCGCUAGUCACACUAAUUUUAUGGCACGGUUAGCAGAUACUCUGACUGAAGCUGGACAUAACGUUACAUUUCUAGCACCUGUCAUGGAUGAAAGGAGGAAAUCUCAGCUGGGUGUUAAGAAAACUAAAGAUGUUGUCCUAGUGAAGCAAGACGAGGAAAUGAAACGCCAUCUAUCCCCUGUUGACGACGAUAUGUAUUGGAAAACUGAAGUCACACCCUGGAACAUGAACACAAUUUUUUCCGUUUUCACGGAUUCCAUGCGUCAGGGAUGCGCGAAUUUUCUGCGCAAUAAAGAUGUUUACGAUUCUAUGAAGUCUAGAAAUUUCGAUGUUGGAAUCUACGAGCCAUUGUCAGUAUGUGGUUUGGGAUUCAUGCAUGCCAUCGGAAUCCGUAGAACGAUAUCAGCGUCGUCUUGUGUGUUUUAUGAUUCUGUUGUAAAUGUGGUUGGAGAGCCAUUAGAGCUAAGUCACGUGCCUGCGCAAAUGAGCAAAUUUGGAGAGGAUAUGAGUUUAUCUGAGAGGGUCCACAACUAUCAAAUGUCGAAAGCAUUGGAAGGCGUCAACUUUGAAAGCUUUGAAGUGGAAACUAAACUUUAUCAAGAGCAUUUCGACGUACCAGAUUGGAGAGAGCUCAUGCUAGAUUCAUCGUUUAACUUUGUUAACGCCAUUCCGUAUUUGGACUUUCCAAGAACAGUGACUCAGAAAACCAUUUCAAUCGGAGGAAUCAGUAUUGACAUGGAGUUUAUAGAAUCGCAAAAAUUGUCAAAGGAGUGGAGUGACGUUUUGGAUACCAGAAAACACAACAUGUUAAUUUCAUUCGGGUCACUGGUUAGGAGUCAAGAUAUGCCUAUUGAGUGGAGACGUGGACUUCUAGAAGCCAUCAGAUCUGAACCAAAUGUAACAUUCAUUUGGAAGUAUGAAAGUGACGAUGUCUCCUGGGCAAAAGGCGUUUCGAACAUCCACUUUUCCAAAUGGGUCCCCCAAACUGCUCUUCUCAAUCAUCCUCGACUAUCUGCGUUUUUGACCCAUGGAGGAUUGGGAAGUACAACUGAACUGGCAUUUCUUGGAAAACCCGCUCUUAUGGUCCCGAUUUUUGCAGACCAAGAGCGCAACGCCAAUAUGCUAGCUAGGCACGGAGGAGUCAGAGUAUUUCAAAAGAACAAUCUCGAAAACGUUAAAACUGCAAUCCAUGAUGUUCUGUUCAACAAGGAUUACCUGAAGCAUGCAAAAAAGCUAGCGGAACUUCUGAAUAAUCAGCCUACACAUCCAAAGAAUCAAGUUGUGAAUCAUGUGGAGUUUGCAGGGAAAUUCGGACCGUUUCCUGAAAUGAACUCACGUGGAAGAGAUCUUGGAUUUAUUCAGAAGAACUUGAUAGAUGUCUAUUUUGUUUUGUAUGCACCUUAUUUUGUUGGUUACUUUGUUGUUUUUUUAGUGGUUUUGUGGUUUGUGAGAGCUAAAGAGGUUUUUAGGAAAGUUAAAGAUCUCUAG